Lathyrus oleraceus (garden pea) is the source of this 2268-nucleotide messenger RNA. Its product is annotated as sterol 3-beta-glucosyltransferase UGT80A2. The coding region runs from base 288 to 2024 and encodes 578 amino acids. Lineage: Eukaryota; Viridiplantae; Streptophyta; Magnoliopsida; Fabales; Fabaceae. The record is from RefSeq and is a predicted model, not a curated record. Gene Ontology annotation, biological process: carbohydrate metabolic process. The transcript is spliced from 14 exons. Gene Ontology annotation, molecular function: UDP-glycosyltransferase activity; hexosyltransferase activity.
GAUGAAGAAGACGUGCAAAUGCGGUCAAUGUAACGGUCUCGUGAAACGUCUUCUCGUUCUUCCACGUGGCGACUUCGCAUAUUUUCUCACGCUUUCUCUUCCUCUCUCUCUUUUCCUGCGAAAAGCGAAAAGAAGAAGCUAUUAUUCCUUCCCCAUCACCAUCACAUAACUCUUUGCAACAAAUCUUUUAUUCCUUUUCAUCAUCAUCAUAAAACCUAUUUCCCUUCCAAACCACUCCAUUCAUAGAUUCAACAACCGCUUUUCGUUUUUCAUCGUUCUUCUCCGAUAUGGCGAGUAAUGAUCACCACCGUUUAGACUCUUCCGGCAGUGACAUUUCAGUUUAUGUAGACGCAGACGCUACUCCUUCAGGGCGUACUGACAGGGAUUCAUCAAGUGCGUCGCAAAAUGUUGUGGCUGAACCGUUAAAUCACAGUAAGAAAGGUGCUAAAGUUGGAAGGCACAGUGGAUUAUUGGCUAGGUUCUUCGAUGAGAAUGUUCCUUUCAAGAAAAGGCUGAGAUGGCUAAAAAAAGCUUUUAUGGUUAAGGAUGAUGGUACCGUAGAAAUUGAUGUUCCAGGACAUAUUACACCUCACUCUCCAGAAAAUAUUUAUGAACCUUGCAACGAAACAUUCAUUGAUGAUGUUCAACCUAUUCGACCGCAACAAAUUGCAAUGCUUAUAGUUGGUACACAGGGAGAUGUCCAGCCAUUUGUUGCCAUUGGGAAGCGUCUGCAGGCAGACGGCCACCGGGUUAGGCUUGCUACUCAUAAAAAUUUUGAAGAUUUUGUCUUGAAAGCAGGCUUGGAGUUUUACCCUUUAGGAGGAGAUCCCAAAGUUCUUGCAGGGUAUAUGGUCAAGAAUAAAGGCUUCUUGCCAUCAGGACCUUCAGAAAUACAAUUACAAAGAAGUCAAAUCAAGUCUAUUAUUCACUCUUUGCUUCCUGCAUGCAACAGCCAGUACCCAGACUCAAAUGAACCAUUUAAAGCAGAAGCUAUAAUUGCAAACCCUCCAGCAUAUGGGCAUACUCAUGUUGCUGAGUAUCUAAAUGUUCCGCUGCACAUAUUUUUCACAAUGCCGUGGACGCCUACUAAUGAAUUCCCUCACCCUCUUUCCCGUGUUAGGCAGCCAAUUGGAUACAGACUGUCAUAUCAAAUAGUUGAUGCUUUAAUCUGGCUUGGAAUACGAGAUUUGAUAAACGAGUUUAGGAAGAAGAAGCUGAAGUUAAGAGCUGUUACUUAUCUACGUGGAUCUUACACUUCCCCUCCUGAUAUGCCCUAUGGUUAUAUUUGGAGCCCCAACUUGGUCCCUAAACCAAAAGAUUGGGGACCUAACAUCGACAUUGUUGGAUUUUGUUUCCUUGACCUUGCUUCAAAUUAUGAACCACCAAAAUCGCUAGUAGAUUGGCUUGAAGAAGGAGACCGCCCUAUCUAUAUUGGAUUUGGUAGCCUUCCUCUACAGGAACCCGAAAAAAUGACAAGAAUUAUAGUUCAAGCUCUGAAACAAACAGGGCAGAGAGGUAUCAUCAACAAAGGGUGGGGUGGUCUUGGGAAUUUGGCAGAACUAAACAAAUCCAAAUUUGUGUACUUACUGGACAACUGUCCGCAUGAUUGGCUAUUUCCACGAUGCACUGCUGUGGUACAUCACGGAGGCGCUGGAACAACUGCUGCCGGUCUUAGAGCUGAAUGCCCAACCACUAUUGUACCAUUCUUUGGGGACCAGCCAUUUUGGGGAGAGCGGGUGCACGCCAGAGGAGUAGGUCCCGCACCCAUCCCGGUAAAGGAGUUUACAUUGGAAAGGCUGGUUGAUGCCAUAUGCUUUAUGAUGAAUCCAGAGGUGAAAAAGCAGGCUGUUGAACUUGCCAACUCCAUGAAAAACGAAGAUGGGGUGGUGGGAGCAGUUAACGCCUUCUAUAAACAUUAUCCGCGCGAAGAUCCUGAUGCUAAGGCCGAGUCUAAGCCAGUAACCCCAGUACAUAAAAGUUUGUCUAUACGAGGAUGCUUUGGUUGCUACAAGUCUUCUAGUUAAAUAGCUCCUUGUCCUCUAUGUAAUCAUGUUAAUUCUUCAGUCUAGUUCUACAUGAGAUUGUGAAAUGUAAAUUGUCCUGGUGAUUUUGUCGAACUUCUCUAGAAAUACUUCCGAACAAUCAAGUAUUAUCCAAUUUACCGACAAUAUUCCCAACAUUUAUUAGGAUAAAUUGAAGGCAAUAGUACUCUUCUUAGUCUUUGUAUAUUGCAUUCUAUCAUUAUUAAAACCGUGUUAGUUGCAUUCA